This is a messenger RNA of Liolophura sinensis, 1043 nucleotides long. RefSeq lists its product as uncharacterized. The transcript is spliced from 2 exons. Gene Ontology annotation, molecular function: NAD+-protein-arginine ADP-ribosyltransferase activity; NAD+ poly-ADP-ribosyltransferase activity. NCBI's taxonomy places the organism in Eukaryota, Metazoa, Mollusca, Polyplacophora, Chitonida, Chitonidae. The coding region runs from base 160 to 975 and encodes 271 amino acids. The record is from RefSeq and is a predicted model, not a curated record.
GGCAAAUUUAGAUUUAUAGGGUGUUUUUUACUGAGGACACCUCUAGCAGUGACCUGUGCGGCAGAAGAAGCCCUGACGUGCAGACGACUGAAGAUUUGCCGGCGAGCAGGACGACAGUAAUAUAAGAGAGGUUUGGGGAUUUGUUCAACACUCGCCACCAUGAAGAUGAUCCUGACGAUUACUCUGAUGAUGACUACGCUCACUUGGGUGCAGGGAGGACCUGCAAAGAUCGAGUCGCCCUUGAACACAGAGCAUGAUGUGAAGGAGCAUUCACGUUUCCGAAGAGAAGAGUCCAAGUUUAUGAAAACCAUCAAAAAGCUAGCUGGUCGUAAUGAUUAUGAAAAAAUUUUAGACGGGGCAAACACCGCAGAACAAGAAGCUCUACAACAGCCUAACAAAGCCGGUUUAAAUCCUGACCAGCAGAAAGCCGUUUUCUUCUACACUUUAGAAAAUGACUUUGUAUAUGCACUGAACACUAAACUAAAAGAAAAGCAGGGAGCAGGAGAAUUUAGUGAUUAUGUCAAUCUGCUUAUGUCCGCUCUGCAGAAAAUUGGCAAGUGUCAACCGAAUGGAGGCACGGCGUGGCGCGUAGUGAAAGGAUCGCUUAAUCACAUCCUGGGUGAGGAUAUUAUCUGGCCAGCCUUUAGCAGCACGUCUGCCGAUAAGGAUUCAGUUCCAGACAGAGGAAGCAUCACAACACUGUACAAAAUUGAAGACGCCAGUGGGUACUGCAUUGAGAGCUAUUCAGAUUAUCCUGGCGAAAAGGAGUUCCUUAUGCCACCGAAUACUAAGCUAGAGGUCAUGGAUGGUCCUACCAUACUGAUUGAUACACGUUACGAAAAUCAGCGGCAGUAUACUCUUCGACUGAUCCGCCUUGGGACAAACGCAGCUGUGUCCAUCAGCAUGACAGUGUCAAGCGGCACUUGGAUGAUAGCCAUCAUUGUGAGCUAUAUAUCUGACGAACUGGUAUUUUGAUGUGAUGUGAAAAGUUCUGUAAAUGAAGAAUUUAAAUCAUUUUUUGUGAUCUUUUAGAUUUAGAGACG